Messenger RNA from Seriola dumerili (greater amberjack), 2099 nucleotides. It is a transcript of the gene fmodb, whose product is annotated as fibromodulin-like. Gene Ontology annotation, molecular function: protein binding. The record is from RefSeq and is a predicted model, not a curated record. The coding region runs from base 1 to 1041 and encodes 346 amino acids. Lineage: Eukaryota; Metazoa; Chordata; Actinopteri; Carangiformes; Carangidae. The transcript is spliced from 2 exons.
AUGCGGACAGUGGUGCUCCUCCUCAUAAUGGGAAUAGUUGAUCUGAGCAUCAGCCAGCGUUACAGCCAGUUCCAAUGGCUGUCACAUCUGCGAGGGCGGCGGUGGCACGCCAGCUGGCAGGCCGAGGAAGUGGACUGCCCCCUGGAGUGCGACUGCCCCUCAACCUUCCCCACAGCCAUGUACUGUCACAGCCGCAACCUUCAGCAUGUUCCCUACGUCCCCUCACAUAUAAAGUAUGUCUACCUGCAGCGUAACCAGAUCACAGGCAUCCAGGAUGGGGUGUUUGACAACGCUACCAACUUGGUCUGGGUUGUGUUGUUUCACAACCAGCUCAACUCAGACAAGAUCGGCAAAAACGUCUUCAGCAAGCUGAAGAACCUGGACCGGCUGCUCCUGGAUCACAAUGAGCUCACCCGUGUGCCUUCUAACUUGCCCAAGUCUAUCACAGACCUGCGACUUGGUCACAACGAGAUCUCGAAAAUCCUCCCAAACUCGUUUGAUGGGAUGGCCGACCUCACUACCCUUCAGCUCCAAGCAAAUGUCAUUGAGGAUGUUGGAGGUGUGUUCAAGGGAUUGAAGUCUCUGACCAUGCUGGAUAUGAGGAAAAACAAGCUGAGGAAAAUCCCUGACAACCUCCCUGAGCAGCUGCAGCAGCUCUACCUGGAGUUUAAUAGCAUAGAAAGUGUGCCGGUAGGCUUUCUCACCAUGUAUCCCAAACUGCAGUUUGUCCGUUUGGCUCAUAACAAACUGACAGAUAGAGGACUUCCAUCCAGUGUCUUCAAUAUCAGCACACUGGUUGAGCUUGACCUGUCCUUUAAUAAACUGGAGAAGAUCCCUGUUGUCAGUAGGAACCUGGAGAACCUUUAUUUACAAGCCAAUAAAAUCAAAGAGUUUUCCCUGAGAAGUUUCUGCAGUACAAUCGACAUGACAAACUUCUCCAAGCUGAGAAUGCUUCGCCUCGAUGCCAAUGAGAUCAGUGCCAGAGACAUUCCUGCUGAAGCUGCCUACUGUUUGCGCCGUGUUGCCUUUAUUGAUGUGUAGCCCUUGCUCGUCUCUCUUGCUGAUGUGUCUCAACUCAAUCCAGGGCGUUUCUCCUUCUGUAACACUCAUACCUCAUGUCACCUGUCACUAUAUUUACUUCAUGUCAGUCACUGUCCUCUCUAUCAAAACAUUUUUGAGAUAAUGUUUUGUUAAACUGUUAUAAGAGCUACUAUCAUUAUUAUUCCAAAUGUUUAAACAGUCCUAGCAUUAGUCAACGGGAAAUACCACAGUUGUAUAAUCAUGUAUCCAGAUGAUGGCAAAUGGAUGACAGAGGGAUGACAGACAUCCGUUCAACAAACUAAUUAGAUUAUCAGUUCCAGUAUUCUGGCGAAAAUAAUUCUCCAUAAAUACGUUGUAGCUGAUGACAACAAGUUCUGCUUGUGUCAUGUCUGGCAAUGUAUAACCUGUAUAAAACUGCCAGUCAUCAGUGUGAGAUUCAGUUUGGCUAUUUGCCUCCACCAUGCGGCACAGGAUGAUAAAACAGUAGGUUGAGCAGUGACGAUUUUCAUUAUCUCCCCCAAGGAGGUUAUGUUUGUUUAUUUGUCAUCAGGAUUAUGCAAAAAAUACUGAACUGAUUUGGACCAAACUUGGUCGAGGGAUGGGGCCUAGGCAAGGGAAGAACCCAUUAAAUUUUUUUUAUCACUGUGCCUUACCAUUGCGAAAUAGGGUGUUCUUUGACAUUUUUGUCAAUAUUUGGCCUCGGCGGACGCCAUUCUAGUUGUUAUUAUUUGGUAAGGCCAUUUUUUAACCUACAACCAGUGCAUACUUAAUAAACAGUUUACUAUUUGUUGUGACAUCUUUAGAAUAAUUUUACUUUAAAAACUGCUCAUAAAUUUUCCAUCAACAUGUAACAUUUAAAGUUAAGUGAUCAAGUGUUUUGCUAACCAUAUGUCAUUACUGUGUUAACUCUUAUCUAAUGUUUCAGUUGUUUUUUUGGGUUUUUUUUUUGGGAACUCUGUUUCAGUAACUCACUCACUUUUGAAAGAUUUGUGCAGGUUGUAAUUUCUGAGCCAGUGCACAUUGUACUGUAUAUCUCAUAGAAAUAUGUACUUGACAGA